GAGAUGACGCGAGUCUCUCCGUGGAGAGCAAGAGAAAUAAGGAAAUAAGCCAGGUGUCUGAGCAGGGCUUCUGUGAGAGCAGGGCGGAGAGCCAGUGAGCGAGCGACAUUUCACACCUGCAGGAGUCCUGCAGGUAGCAAGGCUAACAGCGGACUGGUGCACCCUCUUGAGAGGCGACGCGCUGGCUUUCUAUUCGCUUGCCCGCGGCUAGAGUGCACGUUCAUUUAUUUUGCACCUGAUUUCCUCCUUGAUGGCUGGUCACAUAGGUUCUUCUGGACUAGCCGCUACUUGGCUGAGGGGUUUGUUGUUGUUUUGAGGUCGGGAGGGAAGAGAUCAGUGAAAAUUCUCUCUGGGUACGUGGAAGGUUCUCAGCGAUGAGAAAGGGAAGACUUAAAAGCCUAAGGGGAAAGCAGCCUUCCCUGGCCCCCCACGUCUCGCGCUCCCCCUACUCCAAACGCGUGACCUCCUUUGGAGACCCCAGGUGGCACAUCAGUAUUUGAUCUGCUCCUCUCCAGCCUGCUGCGGGCGUUCGGCCACACACCACCCAGCUGCUGAAGCCGGCGCCCAGCCCCGCAGGCGGCUUGGGAAGGACCAUCUCCGCGCUCGCCCCCACCUCGGGCUGCUUGUGUUUCGGGGGCCCCCGGGGCGCGGCGCCCACCAUGCUCGGCUGCCCGAGGCUGGCGCUGUUUUGCGCGCUGCCCUGGCUCCUGCGGGCGGCGGUCCCCGGCCACCCCGCCGAGCCCCGAGCCCAGUCCGCAGAGCUGCUCCGCGAUCCCCGCGACCCCGCCAGGGGCGCCGAUUUCGAUCACGUCUACAGCGGGGUGGUGAACCUCAGCACCGAGAACAUCUACUCCUUCAACCACACCAGCCACCCUGGUCAGGUGACGGCUGUGCGGGUGCACGUGAACAGCUCCACUGAGAACCUGGACUACCCCGUCCUGGUGGUGGUGCGCCAGCAGAAAGAGGUGCUGUCCUGGCAGGUCCCUCUGCUCUUCCAAGGACUAUACCAGCGGAGCUACAACUACCAGGAAGUCAGCCGCACUCUUUGUCCAUCCAAAGCAACCAAUGAGACCGGCCCUUUGGAGCAACUGAUCUUUGUAGAUGUAGCAUCCAUGGCUCCCCACGGUGCCCACUACAAGUUGCUGGUCACCAAAGUCAAAAACUUCCAGCUCCGGACAAAUGUUGCCUUCCGCUUCACUGCCAGCCCCUCUCAGCCUCAGUAUUUUCUGUACAAAUUUCCUGAAGACGUGGACUCCGUUAUCAUUAAGGUGGUGUCUGAGAAGGCUUAUCCGUGUUCGGUUGUCUCGGUUCAGAACAUCAUGUGUCCAGUGUAUGAUCUGGACCACAACGUGGAAUUCAAUGGUGUCUAUCAGUCCAUGACCAAGAAAGCUGCCAUCACGCUCCAGAAGAAGGAUUUUCCAGACGAGCAGUUCUUCGUGGUGUUUGUGAUAAAACCUGAAGAUUACGCGUGUGGGGGAUCAUUCUCCAUCCAGGAAAAUGAAAACCAGACCUGGAACCUGCAACGAUCAAAGAACCUGAAAGUGACCAUUGUCCCGUCCGUCAAAGAAUCUGUGUAUGUGAAAUCCAGUCUUUUCAGUGCAUUCAUUUUCUUGUCCUUCUAUGUGGGAUGCCUGCUGGUCAUGCUUGUCCAUCACGUGAGGUUUCAGAGGAAAUCCAUUGACGGAAGCUUUGGUUCCAGUGAUGGCUCUGGAAAUAUGGCUGUGUCGCACCCCAUCACUGCCAGUACACCUGAAGGGAGUAACUACGGAGCAAUAGAUGAGUCGAGUUCCAGUCCUGGAAGACAGAUGUCUCCCUCGGAUGGUGGGCAGCCAUGCCACUCAGACACGGACAGCUCUGUGGAGGAGAGUGACUUCGACACCAUGCCAGAUAUUGAAAGUGACAAAAACGUCAUCCGGACCAAGAUGUUCCUGUACCUCUCAGAUCUGUCCAGGAAGGACCGGAGAAUUGUCAGCAAAAAGUAUAAGAUUUAUUUUUGGAACAUCAUCACCAUCGCCGUGUUUUAUGCCCUGCCUGUGAUGCAGCUCGUUAUCACCUACCAGACAGUGGUAAAUGUCACCGGCAACCAGGACAUCUGUUACUACAACUUCCUCUGUGCCCACCCCUUGGGCGUCCUGAGUGCCUUCAAUAACAUUCUCAGUAACCUGGGCCACGUGCUCCUGGGCUUCCUCUUUCUGCUGAUAGUGUUGCGCCGGGACCUUCUCCAUCGAAGAGCCCUGGAAGCUAAAGACAUCUUUGCUAUGGAGUAUGGGAUUCCCAAACACUUCGGUCUCUUCUAUGCUAUGGGCAUUGCGCUGAUGAUGGAAGGCGUGCUCAGUGCUUGUUACCACGUCUGCCCUAACUACUCCAACUUCCAGUUCGAUACUUCCUUCAUGUACAUGAUUGCGGGCCUCUGCAUGCUGAAGCUCUACCAGACCCGCCACCCAGACAUCAAUGCCAGCGCCUACUCGGCCUACGCCUCCUUCGCUGUGGUCAUCACACUUACCGUCCUUGGAGUGGUGUUUGGAAAAAAUGAUGUGUGGUUCUGGGUCAUCUUCUCUGCAAUCCAUAUUCUUGCUUCUCUGGCCCUCAGCACCCAGAUCUACUACAUGGGCCGAUUCAAGAUAGAUGUGUCUGACACAGAUCUGGGAAUCUUCCGGAGGGCUGCUAUGGUGUUCUACACAGAUUGUAUCCAGCAGUGCAGCCGACCUCUGUAUAUGGACAGGAUGGUGUUGCUUAUUGUGGGAAAUCUGGUUAACUGGUCCUUUGCCUUCUUUGGAUUGAUCUACCGGCCCAGGGACUUUGCAUCCUACAUGCUGGGCAUCUUCAUCUGCAACCUGCUGCUGUACCUGGCUUUCUACAUCAUCAUGAAGCUCCGCAGCUCCGAGAAGGUCCUUCUGCUACCACUGUUCUGCAUCGUGGCCACGGCGGUGGUGUGGGCUGCGGCCCUGUACUUUUUCUUUCAGAACCUCAGCAGCUGGGAGGGAACCCCAGCUGAAUCCCGGGAGAAGAACCGGGAGUGUGUCCUGCUGGACUUCUUCGAUGACCACGACAUCUGGCACUUCCUCUCUGCUACUGCCCUGUUUUUCUCAUUCCUGGUGUUGUUGACUCUGGAUGAUGACCUGGAUGUGGUCCGCCGAGACCAGAUCCCUGUCUUCUGAGCCUGCAGUAUCGCAGGAGAAGGCCCGAUCCACCUUGGUGCUGUUUCCUGGAAAAUACGGAGACUGCAGCAGCAUGCCCACUGCCGGACACUCUGCUCGUCCCAGCGGGAGUCCACGGUGUCUGCAUUCACACGGGAAGGCCAGAGCUUGGGGUGAGCUCACCUGGGGAAGAGUGGGAGAAGGGAAGCUCUGUUGUGCACAGAGGCAAAGCCAGGAGGCUCCAGAACCUCUGUCUGCAACUUCGAGCUCAAUCUAGAUGCAAGCUGCCUCAGGCCUGCUUGCUGCCUCGGCCCCUCCCCUCCUCACUGAGAUCGGUAGGAGAAACCAGCUAGUUGUACCUCCCACCUAGAACCUUUGCUGUGAUCACUGCCAACCCUGUAAGAUAGAUACCUGCUGCUCUAGAAGCCCAAAACACCAUCUCACUUCCCCGGGUCCUCAGAGGAUGUGAUUCCUCAGAAUAUGGUGCAGAAGUGGGACUGAGUCUCCAUCCAAUUGAGACAGACGUUCUGGUAACUCAAGCUAUUCAGGAGGAAUACUAAACAGUCUCCCAGGUUCCUGGCGCUACUGGAAAUGCUCAGGAUGGGACUUUGUCAUGCACGCUUCUGAUUGGGUCACCAUUGCUGGUCCCAAAGUCGAGGGAUCACCUAUUUCCUAGUGUCUUCACCUCACCACGGGAUGUUGACCCGGCACUCUGAAGCGGCCUUCUCAGAAGGGCCCUCUUUCUCCAUAGACUUCUGACAGCUCCAAGAUGGAUGAGAAAGGGAGAAAACUACAGCAGAAGAAGUGAAAGAGGUGACAGACAGCGCCAAACGGCUGAGCAUCAGGCAGGCAGCCUCCUCAUCUUAAGGACUCUGGAUUCUGGAGCAAAUUCAACCAAGCAGCAGUGUUUGGUGGUCCCCGCACACACAGCUCCAUCCGUGCGUGCGUGCGUGAGUGCGUAAGUGCGUGCGUGCGUGCGUGCGUGCGUGCACAGCCUUGGCAGGGAAAUCAGCAUUCCCAGCGGCAUUACCCCGGGGUCCUCCACAGUUGAGCCUCUCACCGGUCACUUACGGAGCUGUAACUCUGGAUGGACACGUGUUCCUCCUCAACGUGGGUUCAGGAGCUCAUAGUUAAUCCAGCCGCCUCGAAUUGCAUCUCCCUAGUCUGAUGUAAAACAGCUCAGUGCUCUAGUUCCUCCUCUCACAUCAUCUGGCAAAUCCUGCGAGAAGCCUCAUUUUGACCAGGCUUCCUGGUUGCCUGGAGUACGGUGUCACCGGAAAAUAGACAUACAAGUGUGUGUACACAUGCCUACUUGCUUGUGAACUUGAAGUCUCUCCUCACCCGUGCUUUCUUGAUCACUUAUGAAGGAAACGGACCAGGCAUUCCUCUUUUUAAACGUUAUUAUUCUUUCUCUCAAAUAUCUGCAUACUGUUCGAACAUGUGCUUUGGAAGUUUGAACAGUGAGCUUUUCUUGAUUUAAAAAAUGCAAAGAUAAUUUCCACGAAUUAUUUUGUGCGGUUUUUCUUUCUUUCCUACGUGGUCCUGUGUUUGCAAUGUCUUUUCUGUUACUCUUCAUUACUUCAAAACUUGUUGGCUUCUGUGGGUCAUAUGAAAACUAUCGAUUAGAUAGUUGUCCUAGUCAAACAUCUUUAAAAAAAAAAAAAAAAAGAAAAGGUUGCCAACAAGUGAGACGUUGUAGCUCAAGCCCUUAAUCCUAACAAAGGUAGAGGCAGGUGGGUUUAUGUGAGUUCAAGGACAACCUAGACUACAAAGUGAGUUCCAG
Molecule: messenger RNA, 4920 nt
Organism: Peromyscus leucopus (white-footed mouse)
Lineage: Eukaryota; Metazoa; Chordata; Mammalia; Rodentia; Cricetidae
Gene: Sidt1
Product: SID1 transmembrane family member 1
Exons: 26
Coding region: 660-3158 (832 amino acids)
Cellular component (GO): membrane
Source: RefSeq, a predicted model, not a curated record